GCCGCCGCAGGCUCGGUCCGACCCGGGCAGAGACUUGUUGCGUUUGCAGCUAACGCCCGCUGCCCCCAGGCCCUCGAUGGCUUCCGGGCGGGCGCCCGAGACGCGGCGGGGGCGCGAUCCGGAGCCCGGGCUCUCGGGGUUGGGCUUGAUCUUACGAUCCUCCUGCUUCGGCCUCCCGGAGUGCUGGGAUUAUAAGGCAUUUGACAGUAAGCACAGUUUACUUUUAGUGGUGUAUAGCCAGGGGAGUGACGAUGUAAGAGACCAACAGUCCUGGGCUGUUUUUAUCUUGUUUGUUGUCACUCAUUUUCUGCGCGGCCGACAUUGAUUUGUCAGUGGACUGAAUAUAAUGCAAACCAUUUUCUUCUCAUAAAGGAAACAUUUUAAAAGUGUACUUUUUUCUACAAAGAUCUAAAAAAAUCCGUACUAGCCGGACCCUCAGAAUUGUAGUUUGUAGUUUUUGAACUCCUCCAAACUUAUGUAAGAGAUCUGUUAGAAAAACUCAUCUGUAUUUAUAAUAGCGACU
This is a messenger RNA of Chinchilla lanigera (long-tailed chinchilla), 523 nucleotides long. Its product is annotated as translation initiation factor IF-2-like. The record is from RefSeq and is a predicted model, not a curated record. Lineage: Eukaryota; Metazoa; Chordata; Mammalia; Rodentia; Chinchillidae.